Dicentrarchus labrax (European seabass) is the source of this 2286-nucleotide messenger RNA. It is a transcript of the gene arpc1a, whose product is annotated as actin related protein 2/3 complex, subunit 1A. Gene Ontology annotation, biological process: Arp2/3 complex-mediated actin nucleation. Gene Ontology annotation, cellular component: Arp2/3 protein complex; actin cytoskeleton. Gene Ontology annotation, molecular function: actin filament binding. The transcript is spliced from 11 exons. The coding region runs from base 360 to 1472 and encodes 370 amino acids. The record is from RefSeq and is a predicted model, not a curated record. NCBI's taxonomy places the organism in Eukaryota, Metazoa, Chordata, Actinopteri, Moronidae.
UCUCUCUCUGUGUGUGUGUGUGAGAGAGACUCCGAUGUGUGAACGAGGAUUUUCAGUUGAAUGUAACAGCUAGCGUGAUGAUGCUAAGCUAGCUGUCAGCCAGGCAUCCACUGGGGGAGGUUUUUUUUUUAAACUGCCGAGUGAGCUACCGGAUGUUCCCGGUCGUAUCCCACUGGCCGUCUUGACAUUCCCUCAACACUCCCGGACGAAUUCGUGUCGACUGACCAGAGUCCGCGAAUUCAGGUCCAUUCCUAAAUCUAACCUUUCCCUUCCCCCCGGGGCUAGCGGCAACUUAGCCCGCCGGCUAACGAGAGAACCGGACUGACGAGACUUCCACUUAAGGACCACACCCAGACAAGAUGUCCCUUCAUCAGUUUCUGUUGGAACCCAUCACCUGCCACGCGUGGAACCGCGACAGGACACAAAUUGCCAUCAGUCCUAACAACCAUGAAGUCCAUAUCUACAAGAAGAGUGGCAACCAGUGGGUUAAGACCCAUGAGCUGAAGGAGCACAAUGGACACAUAACAGGUAUUGACUGGGCUCCCAAAAGUGACCGUAUAGUGACGUGUGGAGCAGACCGUAAUGCCUACGUGUGGUCUCAGAAGGAAGGGGUGUGGAAGCCCACGCUGGUCAUCCUCAGGAUCAACCGAGCCGCCACCUUCGUCAAGUGGUCUCCACUGGAGAACAAGUUUGCAGUUGGUAGUGGUGCUCGACUCAUCUCUGUCUGCUACUUUGAGUCUGAGAAUGACUGGUGGGUGAGCAAGCACAUCAAGAAACCAAUCCGCUCAACCAUCCUCAGUCUGGACUGGCAUCCCAACAACAUCCUGCUGGCUGCUGGAUCCUGCGACUUCAAAUGCAGGGUGUUCUCAGCCUACAUUAAGGAGGUGGAAGAGAAACCAGGUCCCACACCCUGGGGCAGCAAGAUGCCAUUUGGGGCUGUGCUAGCAGAAUUUGGAGGAGCGGGUGGAGGGGGUUGGGUCCACUCUGUCUCUUUCUCAGCCUCUGGUAACCGUCUGGCCUGGGUCAGCCAUGACAGCACUGUCACUGUGGUGGACAGCUCUAAGACUACCAGUCCUUUACAGCUGAAGACGGAGUUCCUUCCUCUCCUCAGUGUCAUUUUUAUUUCAGAGAACAGUCUAGUAGCUGCGGGCCACGACUGUUGCCCCAUGCUGUUCCGUUGCGACGAUGGUGGUACGCUGACAUUUGUGUCAAAGCUCGACAUCCCCAAGCAGAGUAUCCAGAGGAACAUCUCUGCCAUGGAGCGCUUCAGGAACAUGGACAAGAGAGCCACCACCGAGGACCGCAACACUGCCCUGGACACACUGCACCAGAACAGCAUCACCCAAUUGUCUAUCUUUGAGGGAGACAAAAGGGAUUGUCGCAAGUUCUGCACCACAGGCAUCGAUGGAGCGAUGACCAUUUGGGACUUCAAGAGUCUAGAAGCUUCUAUCCAGGGUCUCCGCAUCAUGUGAAGAAAUCUUUUGAAUGAAUGAAGAGAUGCUGCGGCCUCACUUCUCCCCCUUGCCCCACCCUUUAGUCCUCCCUCCUCUCCCCCUUCCACUUUACCCCCCCUCCUCUCCUGCGACGCAGCCAGUAACAUGCAUAACUGACCACCUUAUUGAGUGUCUGCUGAAGCACUGAUCAGACCAUAACACACUCUUGUGGGUGUGUGCAAACACUCUCACACUAAAGUACACAUAUACACUACACACACACACACACACACACACUACACACACACACACACACACACACACACACUGAGCUGACGUGUGACAUCACUGUUGAUUUUUUUUUGUUUGUUUUUAAAUGAAGGUUAACCAGGUGUCAAAGUGGGAAGGUCCUCUGACACGUAUUAAAACGUGACGUGAAAUGUGUGUUUUUAUGUUCUCUAACCUCCUGUACCAAAAGUCGAACACUAAAAGGUGUGUUUUAUCCAAAAGUCAGACUGUAUUUCACCACAGACGAACCUUUGACAUGAUCUCCGAAUAUCAGUGUUUAGUAGAUCGGAGGACGUGAUGUUUUACUUCCUGGAGUGUAGUAAACAUUCUCCAGCAGGUGAAGUCAUUGUUUAGAUUCGGACCCGGGUUAUUGAUAUUCUGAGCUCAUGUUGCUGGUUGGCUGUAGAGAGCUGUACAGGAUCUGAUGGUGGAGAGAGAAAGCGGCUGUCCAGCACUAGACUCUGCAACUACUACACUAAAACCACACGAGAUGGAGGAUUUCUAUGUAACUGAUCAUGAGGUAGACAUGAAAUAAAGAUGAAGUACAUUUACAGUACACAAGUCA